This is a messenger RNA of Arabis nemorensis, 1512 nucleotides long. The record is from the annotation of a GenBank genome assembly. NCBI's taxonomy places the organism in Eukaryota, Viridiplantae, Streptophyta, Magnoliopsida, Brassicales, Brassicaceae.
AUGAGUGUUAGAUGGCCAAGAGUUCUAACACCAAGUCUUCUUUCUCAAAUCCUAAAGAAGCAAAAGAAUCCAGUAACAGCACUUAAACUAUUUGAGGAAGCAAAAGAGAGGUUUCCGAGUUACGGUCACAAUGGUUCGGUAUAUGCCACCAUGAUUGGUAUUCUUGGUAAAUCCAAUCGUGUAUUUGAGAUGAAAUAUGUUAUAGAGAAAAUGAAGGAAGAUUCUUGUGAAUGUAAAGAUACGGUUUUCGCAUCUGCCAUACAUACAUUCUCUAGAGCUGGAAGGCUAGAUGAUGCCAUAUCUCUUUUCAAGAGCCUUCAUGAGUUCAACUGUGUGAAUUGGACUCUAUCGUUCGAUACUCUAUUACAGGAGAUGGUUAAAGAAUCGGAGCUCGAAGCUGCUUGUCACAUAUUCCGAAAGUAUUGUUAUGGGUGGGAGGUGAAUUCUCGAAUAACGGCUCUGAAUUUGCUUAUGAAGGUUCUUUGCCAAGUCAAUCGGUCUGAUCUGGCUUCUCAUGUAUUUCAAGAGAUGAAUUACCAGGGUUGUUAUCCCGAUAGAGAUAGUUACAGGAUUUUGAUGAAAGGGUUUUGUCUAGAGGGGAAACUUCAUGAAGCCACGCAUUUGUUGUAUUCGAUGUUCUGGAGGAUCUCACAGAAAGGUGCAGGUGAGGACAUUGUGGUUUACAGAAUUCUGUUGGAUGCGUUAUGUGAUGCAGGGGAGGUUGAUGAGGCUAUUGAAAUUCUUGGUAAAAUCUUAAGAAAAGGACUAAAGGCGCCGAAACGAUGUUACCAUCAUAUCGAAGCUGGUCACUGGGAGGGUCACAGUGAAGGUAUAGAGCGAGUGAAACGUUUGUUAACAGAGACUUUGAUUCGAGGCGCAAUUCCCAGUUUGGAUAGCUAUAGUGCCAUGGCUACUGAUCUUUUUGAGGAAGGUAAGCUUGUUGAAGGUGAAGAAGUGCUUCUUGCGAUGCGAAGAAAAGGCUUUGAGCCAACACCAUUUAUUUACAGUGCCAAAGUUAAAGCACUGUGUAAAGCCAGGAAGCUGGAAGAAGCGGUUUCUGUUAUCAAUACAGAGAUGAGGAAAGGUCAUUGCCUUCCAACAGUUGGACUGUAUAACAUUCUUAUAAAAGGCCUAUGUGAUGAAGGAAAAUCAAUGGAAGCUGUUGGAUAUCUUAAAAAGAUGUCUAAGCAAGUCUCUUGUGUAGCUAAUGAAGAAACAUAUGAAACGCUAGUGGAUGGUUUACGUCGAGAUGGUGAAUUUCUUGAAGCGAGCCAGGUCAUGGAGGAAAUGUUGAUAAAAUCAUUUUUUCCUGGUGUUGAGACUUACAAUGUGAUGAUAAAAGGUCUUUGUGGUAUGGACCGGCGAUACGAAGCUGUGAUGUGGUUGGAAGAAAUGGUUAGUCAGGAUAUGGUUCCGGAAUCUUCUGUGUGGAAAGCUUUGGCUGAAUCUGUCUGUUAUGGUGCCAUUGAAGUUGCUGAGAUACUUGAGCAUCUUGUAAGUAUCAAACGUUAA